Messenger RNA from Clarias gariepinus (North African catfish), 1974 nucleotides. RefSeq names its product ninjurin 1 (gene ninj1). Gene Ontology annotation, biological process: cell adhesion; tissue regeneration. The record is from RefSeq and is a predicted model, not a curated record. Gene Ontology annotation, cellular component: membrane. The transcript is spliced from 4 exons. The coding region runs from base 104 to 532 and encodes 142 amino acids. NCBI's taxonomy places the organism in Eukaryota, Metazoa, Chordata, Actinopteri, Siluriformes, Clariidae.
CCAACCCACUGCCUGCACUGCUCCUGCCCAGUAUACAUACUCUCUCUCUCUCACACACACACACACACACUCAGCCUGUGUUUUACACACACACUCGGCGGUGAUGGCGUCUGAAGCGAUGGAGAUGAACGGAGUUGCGGACAGACUGAGAGAGGACGGAGAGGGACCCCGAAGGAGGAUGGCCCGCCCUCUCAACAUGAACCACUACGCUAAUAAGAAGAGUGCGGCGGAAAGCAUGCUGGACGUAGCGCUGCUGAUGGCUAACGCGUCUCAGCUGAAGGCCGUGCUGGAGCAGGGUCCGACCUUCAGCUUCUACUCAGCGCUCAUCACACUCAUCAGCAUCUCACUCAUCCUGCAGGUCAUCGUCGGGGUUUUGCUCAUCUUCAUCGUGAAGUGGAAUCUGAACGACGAGAGCAAGCACUUUCAGCUGAACGUCCUGGAAAACAUCUCCACGGCCCUCGUCUUCAUCAUCGUCGUCGUCAAUGUCUUCAUCACAGCGUUCGGCGUGCAGCGACCCCACACCAGCGCGUGAUCUCAACAUAUCAGGUCUGAGGCUGCAGGAAAGCCCGAGCGGUUCUGAGAUCGACCGAGGAGGUUUUGAGCGUCACCAGACCUGCUGAGAUUCUCCACGAGUCUUCCUGCUGCGAGAGACACAAACAGGACUGCCUGCUGCAUUUAUUUUUUACCUUCAAGUGAUUGUUUCAUGUUUGUGUUGUAGAUGUUUGUAGAUUUUCUGUUACCUAAGGCAAUCGAAACAAAAAGCUCUGUGGGAUACAGUUUAACGUUUAGGGAAGGAACCUGCUUGGAUGAGAGCGUCGUGGUAUACACACUGCCUCUUAUUUAGCAAGGUUGUGUAGAACGUGAGUCCAGACUCGAGCACGUGAGUCAUUAAUGAGUCAUACAAUUAAUGAAUUAACAUUAACUCUGAAAUAGAAGAGAUAGCAUGGGAAAGACCUUUUCUAGGAAACUUGCCCAGAUUACACUGACCCCGUAAAGGCACUCACUUGCUCACUCAGAGAGGAGAAGGACACUGUUGUAGAAGUUCUCAACCUCAAACAACUCGGACAGCACGAGAGACACUUUCUCUUACAGUAUACGACAGAGAUUGCGUAUCUUAAUCCUUUUGUAUGGCAGCUCAUGUCUGAUCACACUGACUCCAAAAUAAUGUCAAUUUGUGUGUGUUUGCUUUUGAGAUGGUAAAAUGUUUCUCUAUAAUCCUACAGGCUUAAAUGUCUUUCACAUCAUCAGGCAGCACAGCGUCGUGUAAUAGGAGCAAAUUAUUGCCUUUGAUCGUUUAGAUGUGCAACUAUACAUAUAUAGAGAGAGAUACUCAUAUACUCAUGAUACAGAUUGAAUCGGCCCCUGGGUAUCGUGAUAAUAUCGUAUCGGCUGGUCCCUUACGAUUGCCGUCCCUAGUAGACAGCAGCUUGGACGACUUCAUUCCAAACAUUGUAUGUGUGUAAAUAUUAACCGAACAACUUCAACUUUGUAUUUGUUCUUUUGUAAAUUUUGAAGAGGUGUUUAGAGCUUAGGAGAUUCUUCAAAAUUUAGAUUUUAGUUGUAUACAUGUAGGGUCAGGCUUUAAAACUCCUCCAGCUUUGCUUUUAAUUGCAAGAAUUUGCACUGUGUGAAGGUUUUCCCAUGCUGUCUCUCUUACGCACACACACACAAACACACACACACACCUACUGCAUUAAUUUUAUAACAAUAACAUCAUGUUUUAUUCCUGUCUGUUCCUAGAGUUUCUUUAUUUCAGCUCAGGUGGCUAUAAUUCACAUCAUCUCAUUAGCUAUUUUUUUUAUUCUAUACCGAAAGUGUGUUUAAUGUGUGUGUCUGUGUGUGUGUCAAAGAGAGACCCCAGAGUAAAAAGUUUCUACAUUUAAAAAUAAAACUGAACUGAUGAUGCUCAGAUUCUAAAAGACCUUUUCAGUGUUAGAGACAAGAAAAUUUAAACACGUUAAAAAUAAAAAAGAA